Molecule: messenger RNA, 1086 nt
Organism: Papaver somniferum (opium poppy)
Lineage: Eukaryota; Viridiplantae; Streptophyta; Magnoliopsida; Ranunculales; Papaveraceae
Exons: 8
Coding region: 1-795 (264 amino acids)
Cellular component (GO): membrane
Source: RefSeq, a predicted model, not a curated record
AUGAACAGUUUUCUCCUUGUUUUGGAUGCCAAUUUGAGUUUUAGAAUCAGUUCAAUUGGUAAACCAGUGAAAGUAUCUGGCGUAAUCACUGAUCAACCAAAACCCUUGGUAGUUGUUGGGCAAACAAACAAGAAUUCUUGGGGUAAAGUUGAAAGAAACUGGAAAAUUUUACAAGGAUUUGAAACUGAAAAACAAAGUGAAGUUCUGGUUUUGGGGACCUUUAUAUUAGUCAUCAUCUAUUUCGCGCUUGGCACAAUAACAUCAGCACAAGGAUGUUGGGAGAACUCGAGGAAACCUGUCAACGAAAACAAUGGAAGAAAUUGUUCGGUAGGAACGAAUAUUGCAGAGAGUAGUAAAUCCAAAACAACCAUAAGUUUUUGGGCAAACAAAGUCAGAGCUACGGUCAAAGUGCAGAGUUACCAUGAGCAGGACGCCGUCAAGGAAAUUGCUGGAUUUUGGGGAUAUCUGAUGCAAACAGUCUAUCAGACUUGUGCAGGAGCUGUGGUCCUCACAGAUAUCGUCUUUUGGUUUCUUAUAGUCCCAUUUCUCUCCAUUGAAAGGGUCAAAUUGAACUUGUUAAUGGGAUGUAUGCAUUCUCUUAACGCUGUGUUUCUUCUCAUUGACGCCGCACUCAACAGCCUUCCCUUUCCGUGGUUUCGCCUUGCAUAUUUCAUACUAUUCAGUUCUACAUAUGUCAUUUUCCAAUGGGUUAUUCACGCAUGUGGUGUUUCAUGGUGGCCUUACCCAUUGCUAGAUCUAUCAAUUCCAUGGGCACCUCUAUGGUACUUCUUAUAGGCCCUAAUUCACAUCCCUUGCUACGGAUUGUAUUCUCUGAUUGUAAAACUGAUGAACGGAGCAUUCUCGAAGUGGUUCCCUCGUGCAUUUGUGAGCAUAAAAUAGUGACUUCCUUGCAGUAUAUGGCUUGAUCAACUAUUGCAUGUACAUAGAACGAGAGUUCUUAGUAUUACUACACCUCACCAAUUUAUGAGAUGAGAUGAAAUGAUAUCAGAUGCUAAUACACAAACAAUCAUUUAUUUUUCUUAUUAUCAUUGUGUGUACUUGCUAUGAGUGUGACUCCAAUAUGGC